This is a messenger RNA of Seminavis robusta, 1181 nucleotides long. NCBI's taxonomy places the organism in Eukaryota, Bacillariophyta, Bacillariophyceae, Naviculales, Naviculaceae. The record is from the annotation of a GenBank genome assembly.
UUUGUGACCUCUGUACCAGGUAUCAACGAUAAUCGAAAGAUCGGAGGAAUCGAAUCCAAAACAAGAGUGACAGUCUGGUCUCAUUUUCUUGUCUCCUUCAAAGCCAAAACCAACUGGUCCAUCGACUGUUUAUUGUCUGACGUAGUCCAACUGAAAGCGAGAUAUCGUCACCUUCUUCCACCAUGCAGCUUCAGGUUUUGUUUUGGCUUGCGUCGUUGGCUCUGACCAACCAAGCAUUUCGAGGUGUCGUCGCCUCCCCCAUCUCUGGAGCCGAUGAAGAGCUCUGGAAACAGGUUGACUUGGAAGACCUCAUGGACGCGUUGAAGAUGGAAGAUUUUGUGGACAAUGUCGACGAAGAUGAGGUCCUGUAUGAUACCUAUUAUGCUGAGGACGCUCACGACAACAACGAGGAGGAAGAAGACGAGAACAACAACAUGGAUAUCGACGAAGACGAGGACAUCGAUGAUAUCGAGACUGACGAGUUUGAUCUGACCAUGGACGAAGACGGAGACCAGACUCAUGUUGGCGAAUCCCGGCGCCAUCGAAAACUCGGCAAGAAUACGAGCACUCAGUACAUUACGGCCAUUGGCUUUUCCCGAAGCAAAAGUUGCGAAAGGGACUUUUUCCGGGCCAAGGCUUACGAUGGCUUGGACGGCGACCUCAACCGGAAAGCCGGGGGCAAGGACAUUUACACCUGCGUCACACGGAAUCCACUCUUUGGUGAGCCGAUUACUCACAUGACGCUGCAAAAGGACAAGAAAAAAUGUGAUAGUGGCUACCAGUUUGCGGGGCAUAAGAGUGACCUCAAUGGCGAUCUCAAUGAGAAUGCCGGCGGGAAGGAUAUCUACCUCUGUUAUACCAAGAGCACAAGGAAAGGCAAACCAAUCAAGGAGAUCAAGAUCAGAAACAAACAGCCAUCCAGCAACUAUCGAGCCACCUACAAAGAUGGUCUCAAUGGCGAUUUGAACCAGUCUGCGGGAGGAUCUGACAUUUUCUUCCAGAUUGUGCGUUAGUUGGCUCAAACAAGCCCCGAGAAAAGGAGGUCUGUGCUUUUAAACCUGCCCUCGAAUCGAAGACACCGGCGGAAAUCCUCGCGUCUCUGCAGUUCGGCUCAUUUAGUACCGGUAGUUAGUCUGUUAUUAGUACAUACAUCAAUCUUAAGAUAAACGUACGGUUUAGCG